AUGGGUCCAGUGUACUACUUCCUCAGGUUUGAUGUAAAAAGGAAUGGUUCUGGUCUUCUUCUAACCCAAAACAAAUAUGCUCAAGAACUACUUGAAAAAGCUAGAAUGGAGGAUUAUAACCGUUGUCUUGUUCCCCUGGUAGUUGCAUGCAAAAGGGUACUGCGGUAUGUCAAAGGAACUCUUCAUCAUGGACUUAUUUUUAAACAAAAUUCACACUUUCGUCUUGAAGCUUAUGCUGAUGCUGAUAGGGCAAGUGAUAUAAACAAUAGAAGAUCUACAAGUGGAUAUGCUAUAUUUCUUGGUGAUAAUCUGGUCCAAUGGAGUUCUAGAAAGCAGAAAGUUGUCUCUUUAUACUACACCGAAGCUGAAUAUAGGGCAUUAAGUCAGGCAGCAACUGCACUCUCUGUUCACAGGUUUAGUUUGCUAUAG
This is a messenger RNA of Pistacia vera, 429 nucleotides long. RefSeq lists its product as uncharacterized. NCBI's taxonomy places the organism in Eukaryota, Viridiplantae, Streptophyta, Magnoliopsida, Sapindales, Anacardiaceae. The record is from RefSeq and is a predicted model, not a curated record. The transcript is spliced from 2 exons. Bases 1 to 429 code for a protein of 142 amino acids.